CGAAAAACAUUCUUUUAAGGCCAACACGUGGAAACCGUCACAACAAGAUACUGCGUAGAUGAACUUACAAAAAGGGCAAGUGAGAGAGGCGAUUCCAAAAAAUUACUCAACGCAUUUUUUCGGAUUUACUUUUUCUCCCUUUCUUCAAGUAAUGCUCUAUUCCCCGAAGUUCCGAAACAAAAAAGCAGGUGGCGCUGUUUUGUUUCGCAAUCGAUACGUGAUAUCCGGUUUUGAUGUGAGUGUUGAAGACGCCAUUUUCGGGUAAAACGUUUCUGCAAUAAGGACGUGAGUGUUUUUUUUUCCCACAAUUAAUAUAUUUAAUAAAUAAGAAAACAAAAAUCAUUUAUUUCUAAUGCAAAUAAUAUUUUAUGUUAAUUCAGAAAAAAAAUCGAAAAAUAAUCGUAUGUGAGAAAAUUUAUUAUUAUCUAAACGAAUAAACGCUCGUAAUUUUUUGUUAUUUGUCGUGUGCUAAUGCGAGGCAUUUCAGAAAGUUCACCACACACAAUGGCCGAAGAUUUUGAUGUUGAGGCAAUGCUGGAGGCGCCAUAUAGAAAAGGGGAGCAAGAUACUACUUCCAAAGACAAGUCAUCCAAGGAGAAUGGAACCAGUCGCAAAACAUCUGGAAAGAGUAAACAUCGUUCGAGGAGUCGUUCAAGGUCUCGCGAUCGUCGGGACAAAGAUAGAAAAGAUCGCGACAGAGACAGAGAUCGUGAUCGUGAAAGGGAUCGAGACAGAGACAGGGACAGAGAUCGGGAUCGAGAUCGUGAAAGAGAUAGGGAUCGUGAUCGUGAACGUGUUCGUGAUCAUGACAGGGAUCGAAAACGAAGAACGCGAUCACGUGAAAGACGUGGUGGCGAUCGAGAGAGAGAUGACAAGGAUCGCGAUAGAAAAGAAAGGGAUCGUGAUCGUGAUCGAGAGAGAAGAAGAAAGAGAUCACUUACACCAAUCACACUUCCCAGAGCUCGUCCUCCAUUUGGAAGAGGUGUCAGUCCAUUAGGAAUAAGGAAUGAUGAAUUAACACCAGAAGAACGAGACGCAAGAACUGUAUUUUGCAUGCAAUUGAGUCAAAGGAUAAGAGCACGUGAUUUAGAAGAAUUUUUCUCAAGUGUUGGUAAAGUUCAAGAUGUGCGACUUAUUACUUGUAAUAAAACAAGACGUUUCAAAGGAAUUUCUUAUGUUGAAUUCAAGGAUCCUGAAAGUGUUACACUGGCAUUGGGAUUGUCGGGACAAAAAUUAUUAGGUGUUCCAAUUGUUGUUCAACAUACGCAGGCGGAAAAAAAUCGAAUGGGAAAUUCAAUGCCUAAUUUAAUGCCAAAAGGACAAACUGGUCCAAUGCGAUUAUACGUUGGUUCAUUGCAUUUUAAUAUAACUGAAGAUAUGUUGCGUGGGAUUUUUGAACCUUUUGGAAAAAUUGACAAUAUUCAACUUAUAAUGGAUCCGGAAACUGGACGAAGUAAAGGAUACGGUUUUCUCACUUUUAGGAAUUCGGACGAUGCAAAGAAAGCUUUGGAGCAAUUGAAUGGUUUCGAACUUGCUGGUAGACCGAUGAAAGUUGGCAACGUUACGGAGAGGACAGAUUUGAUGCAAGGCCCGUCUCUUCUUGAUACGGAUGAAUUGGAUCGAAGUGGCAUUGAUUUAGGCGCUACUGGAAGAUUACAGUUAAUGUUCAAAUUGGCAGAAGGAACAGGUCUAGAAAUUCCACAAGCUGCCGCUAAUGCUUUAAAUAUGGCACCAACUCUGUCAACUCCACAACCUCCACCACAAGCCGCGCCACCAAUUGCUACUCAGUGUUUCAUGCUUUCAAAUAUGUUCGAUCCACAAAAUGAGACAAAUCCAACAUGGGCGAAGGAAAUUCGUGACGAUGUAAUUGAGGAAUGUAACAAACACGGAGGAGUUUUACAUGUUUAUGUUGAUCAGGCAUCAGCUCAGGGUAAUGUUUAUGUUAAAUGUCCAUCGAUUGCAACGGCAGUGGCUGCUGUUAAUUCAUUGCAUGGUCGUUGGUUCGCUGGACGUGUUAUAACUGCCGCUUAUGUACCAGUUGUCAACUAUCAUUCACUAUUCCCUGAUGCAAUGACUGCUCUUCAAUUACUUGUUCCCAGUGCACCGAGACGAGGUAGUAUAUGAUCAUAAAAAAAAGAGAAAAACAAAUAACCUCGUCUGUGAUUUAUCGUAGUUUGACUAAUCAUUGAUAUUCCUUUCGCUACUCUAAAAAUAAAAUUCUAGUGUUAAUUUAUUUUUUUUUUUUUUUUUUUCUUCAAAAAAAAAAAAAUGGUAAAUAUUUUCAAAAUUCAUUAUAGCGAAAGGAUUAUUUACAAAUUAACGCACCAUUUAUAAACUUCACAUAAAACGUGUAUCUCACGAUUUUAUAGUGAAAUUUAUUUUUUUUUCUUUCUCUCUGAAAAAAUGACGAUUCUUUUGUGUUAUUUUUUGAAAAAUUACACUAUGUGUAAUAUUUUUUCUUUCUUUUUUUUUCCGCUAAUAUCAUUGAAAAGCACUGGAAAUUUUUGUUGACUAUAACAGUUUUUUGUUUUCCUUUUUUUUUUUUUUUUUUUUUUUUUUUUUUUUUUUUUUUUUUUAGAAGUAAGAUUACAAAUGGUUCGUAGUUUUGUUACAUUUCUACGAUGAUGAAUUAGAAUUGAGGUCUGCAGAAAAAGAAAUUAUUUAAUUGUUGUGCCAUUUUAUGAUUAAAAUAUAUUUGCGAGAAUAAACUUUGAAAAAAAAAAAAAAAUGAAGUCUGUAAUAUAAAAAAAAUAAGAAAAAAAAACUCUUAUUGGUGCUCAAUUUUAUAUUUUAAUUAGAUUUACGAAAUGUCAUUUAUUUCUGCAAAAAAGAAAUUUAAAUAAUUUCGAAAUGAAAAAACUUUUUUUGAAGAUUAAUCAAAGGAAUAAUAAUUUCGAGAAUAUUUCAAAGAUUUGUAUAUUUGAAUUUUAGAAAUUUUAUUUUUUUUCUAUAUUUAUUUCUUAACUUAGUGAAUUUUAUAAAAAUAAAUAAAACUUUUAUGUAAAUACAUUGUUUUGUAUUUAAAUUUGUGCACGAUAUUGAAAGAUGGUGUACUUAUUUGAAUUUUGAUUUAAAAGAAAAUUCAAAACCAAAUUUAAAAAUAAAUCUGCAGAUCUCUCGUAUAUGUUCUCGAAGUACUGAAGUAAACUGUAUAUAAUUUUUGUAAAUGAAUAAAAAUAGACGAAAAAUUACUUUAGGUAAUGUAUCUUUUAAAAAAAACACGGAUAACGUGGAUGUAUUCUUUUGAUUCUUCUAUAAAUCAUGUUAAUGUGAA
Molecule: messenger RNA, 3274 nt
Organism: Leptopilina boulardi
Lineage: Eukaryota; Metazoa; Arthropoda; Insecta; Hymenoptera; Figitidae
Gene: Caper
Product: RNA-binding protein 39
Exons: 8
Coding region: 472-2124 (550 amino acids)
Biological process (GO): mRNA processing
Cellular component (GO): nucleus
Molecular function (GO): RNA binding
Source: RefSeq, a predicted model, not a curated record